This is a messenger RNA of Musa acuminata subsp. malaccensis (wild Malaysian banana), 814 nucleotides long. RefSeq names its product cytochrome B5-like protein. Gene Ontology annotation, molecular function: heme binding. Lineage: Eukaryota; Viridiplantae; Streptophyta; Magnoliopsida; Zingiberales; Musaceae. The record is from RefSeq and is a predicted model, not a curated record. Gene Ontology annotation, cellular component: intracellular membrane-bounded organelle; membrane.
AGGACCGAAGUUGUAACAUCAGUCGUGUGUUGAUGCAGGCCCCCGGUAAUCGGAGAGUUCGGGUGAUGUGUUCCAACCCCGCAGCGGCCGCCGCCGUUUGAAGAGGUGCCCACGGACACCCACGACUCCCUCCUCCUCUUCCUCCGUGAGUUGCUUGUGCUCUUUCAGAUCUCUGCCUCGUCGUCUCUUCCGAUCCACUGGUUGUUGUUUAACAGGGAGACUUGUCCAGAUGGAGUUAAUUGUUAUAGCAAUGAUCCUGCUUUUGUUAGUGGGAGCUCUUUUUGUCAUCCCGAGAUCAAACAGGAAAGGUAAAGCUCGAGGAACACAUCCAAGUGUGACGACAAAGACGAUAAGAACUUACACGAAGGAGGAGGUUUCUCUUCAUAAUACAAGGACAGAUUGUUGGAUCAUAGUCAAAGACAAGGUAUAUAAUGUCACACCUUAUGUUGAAGAACAUCCUGGAGGAGAUGCUAUACUAAACAAUGCUGGAGGUGAUUCAACCAAGGGGUUUUAUGGGCCACAACAUGCCACUCGGGUCUUUGACAUGGUUGACGAGUUUUAUAUUGGAGAUUUGAAGAAUUGAAAAUGAAGCCAUUUGGCCUCUACAAAUUUGUCUGGAAAUCUGGACCAUGUCCUACAACUGGUACUUAGGUUGUUUUAUUUCCCAGAACUGUGGCAAUCUGUUGAAACCCAGUUUUGUGUUUCGAACAAUUUAGUGAUAUUCCAACUUUCCUUGCGAUUUACAAAAAGACAGUAUCUGCGAAAUUCUUGUAGACUUGAAUUUGAAUAUGCAACUUGAGAAAAUUGACCAUCA